AGGUGGAACGGAAAAUAAGAAACUGGUGAAUAAGAGGCUAACUUCAGCCUCGUCUGUCAGUGAAAUAUGAGGAAAACCAAAGGGAAAGCGAGCUCUACAGAGAAAGAAUUUGUGUUUGAGUUUAAGGCGGGAAGAAAUCACUGUGUCCUCAAAGUGCCUCUACAGUUUCCCGUUCAAGGCAACGUGAACGAUCUGCACGGGAGACUCAUGCUGCUCCACAACAUGCCCUGCUUCGUAGAAAAGGACUUAAAGAACAAACUUACUGCGUUCAUUGAGAGAGAAACGUUAGACGAUUACGACCGGGAGGCUGAAGCAGCUCUACAGAGGAUCGCUAAUGGAGAAGUUGACAUUAAUAAACUGAGCAACCUGUGGGCCAAGGCCUACACCGAGACCACACUAGAACACGCCCGACCUGAGGAGCCCAGCUGGGACGAGGACUUUGCUGAUGUGUAUCAUGAACUGAUCCACUCUUCGGCCUCAGAGACAUUACUCAACCUGGAACACAAUUACUACGUCAGCGUGUCCGAGCUCAUCAGUGAGAGAGACAUGGAGCUCAAGAAACUCCAGGAGAGGCAGGCAGUGGAAAUGGACAAAGUCAUGCAGGAGCUGGGGAAGACCUUGAGCGAUCAGGACGUUAAUACAGUAGCAGCGCAGCACUUUGACGCUCAGCAAGUUUUGGAGAACAAGUGGGCCAGUGAGCUGAAGCAGGUAACCGGUAUCCAGAAACAAGAGUACCAGGAGUGGGUGGUUAAACUACACCAGGACCUUCGCAAACCUAACAACAGCACCAUCACUGAGGAGAUUAAGGUACAGCCUGGGCAGCUGAGCGAGGCCGGUGAGUCGGGGACCAGAGUGUUCGAGGAGCAUCGGCAGCUGGAGGAGAGCUUCACCAUUCAUUUAGGGGCUCAGCUGAAGACGAUGCACAACCUGCGGCUGGUGCGGGCCAACGUGUUGGACUUCUGCAAGCACAGACGCCACGGCAGCGGGGGCAGCGUCAAGCUGCGUCGGCUUCAGACGGCGUUCUCGCUCUACUCGUCCUCUCUCUGCGGCCUCGUCCUGCUCGUCGAUAACAGAGUAAACUCCUACAGCGGCAUAAAGAGAGAUUUUGCCACCGUGUCUCAAGAGUGCACAGAUUUCCAUUUCCCUCGGCUUUCCGAGCAGCUGGAGGUGGUCCAGCAGGUGGUGCUCUACGCACGGGCUCAGCGCAGCAGCAAGCAGAGAGAACAGCCGGAGAUGCCCAGAAAUGGGAGCAACGAUGAAAAAAGCAAGAACAUCGAGCGAAACCCUUCUAAUAUCCUUCCCGGCGAAUUCUAUAUCACUCGUCAUUCCAACUUGUCCGAAGUUCACAUAGUGUUCCAUCUGUGCGUUGACGACAACGUGCGCUCGGCAAACCUCACGGCACGAGACCCGGCCAUCAUGGGCCUGCGCAACAUCCUGAAAGUGUGCUGCACGCACGACAUCACCACCAUCACCAUCCCGCUGCUGCUCGUGCACGACAUGUCUGAGGAGAUGACCAUCCCCUGGUGCCUAAAGCGAGCUGAGUUGGUGUUUAAAUGCGUGAAAGGCUUUAUGAUGGAAAUGGCAUCAUGGGACGGAGGCAUCUCUCGGACUGUUCAGUUCCUCGUUCCUCAGACUAUAUCAGAGGAAAUGUUCUACCAGCUGAGCAACAUGCUGCCUCAGAUCUUCCGAGUCUCCUCCACCCUCACGCUCACAUCGAAACGCUGAGCACAGACACACAAAGCACCAAAAAGGAUCUCUCAGUUCACCUUGCAGCUCUUGUUGGAUGAGCUGCUGUGAGUUGGAGAUUAAGGAAAUGUGAAAUGUGAUCAUAUUGGACAGAAUGCGAACAUGGACUUUAUGAGCCUUAUAUCAUCUUUUUUUCCCCUAAUCUGCUUCAGCUGUAUUAUAUCUGUGUAAUCUUAUUAAAUUGUAUUCCGGAUGCGUAAAAAAAUGUGUGUUUUAAUGGACAAGAAUGCCACAGCUGUGAUUAUUGAGAACUUUCUCUCAGCUCUGCGUAUUCUAAACAACUAGUGUGUGUUAGCAAACUCUGCGAUGACCUCCGGAUAUAGUAGCAGUCUAAGUAUUUAGACAUGUGGUGGAAAAUGGAGCCCUGGGACAUCUAGGGGGGCAUGGGUCCAUUCUGAAGUAUCUGAUUUGUUGCUUGGUGCCGAACUAACAGCCAUGAAAUUACAUUAAGGUACUAGCGUCCAAGUUGCCCUGUAGUUCCCAAUAGCGGGAAUUUGCUUAAAAUAGCUGUAACAGUGAUUUAACAAACAUGAUGCAUAGACACAACUCUAAAAUCAGACAAAUAGCGGCGGUGGCCGCUUGUUUUUUUUUUUUUACCUAAUAUUGAAAUGCAGAUAUAAAAUAGAAAAAAAAAAGUACAUUU
This is a messenger RNA of Clarias gariepinus (North African catfish), 2389 nucleotides long. It is a transcript of the gene ferry3, whose product is annotated as chromosome 10 C12orf4 homolog. Gene Ontology annotation, cellular component: cytoplasm. Lineage: Eukaryota; Metazoa; Chordata; Actinopteri; Siluriformes; Clariidae. The transcript has 14 exons. Gene Ontology annotation, biological process: regulation of mast cell degranulation. The record is from RefSeq and is a predicted model, not a curated record. The coding region runs from base 67 to 1725 and encodes 552 amino acids.